This is a messenger RNA of Abrus precatorius (Indian licorice), 3121 nucleotides long. RefSeq names its product pentatricopeptide repeat-containing protein At4g21065-like. Gene Ontology annotation, biological process: RNA modification. Lineage: Eukaryota; Viridiplantae; Streptophyta; Magnoliopsida; Fabales; Fabaceae. The record is from RefSeq and is a predicted model, not a curated record. Gene Ontology annotation, molecular function: RNA binding; zinc ion binding; protein binding. The coding region runs from base 25 to 2916 and encodes 963 amino acids. The transcript has a single exon.
CGCUCACAGCAACUGAGCAACGCAAUGCUGUGUCUCUGUUCCAAUUUUCAUGGAACACUGAGUUGGGUCUUCCCCACCCACUUAUCAUUUUCUCCCUACGCCCAUUACCCAAGUUCUAAUUUUUUCACGAAAUCACACCACCCCACUAACAGUUCAACUCAUCAAAGUUCAUGCACGAUACCUCAAAGAGUUCCUAAUGGUAGUAGAAGGCAUGGCUCAGUGCCUCAAAUGGACAACAUCGAGAGGGAACCUAUCUUUACGAAUGUGAAUGACAAGCAGAGGCUUAAGCAGUAUUCUUCCUUGUUGGGUGAUUGUACCUUGAGAGAGGCUUUGAAUGAGGGUAAGGCCAUUCAUGGACACCAGUUAAAAAAUGGGGUUCACCCAGAUUCUCAUUUUUGGGUUUCUCUGAUUAAUUUCUAUGCAAAAUGUGGGUGCCCUUCUUAUGCAUGCCGGGUGUUAGAUGAAAUGCCUGAACAAGAUGUUGUCUCGUGGACUGCAUUGAUUCAAGGUUUUGUGGCUCGGGGUGAUGGUCGGAAAGGUAUUGAUUUGUUUUGUGAGAUGAGAAAGACAGGUAUACUUCCGAAUGAGUUCACAGUGGCUACUUGCUUGAAAGCUUGUUCUAUGUGCUUUGAUGUGAGCUUGGGGAAACAGGUUCAGGCGGAAGCUGUUAAGGUUGGCUUGUUAUCUAAUGUGUUUGUUGGAUCUGCGCUGGUUAAUCUAUAUGCCAAAUGUGGCGAAAUGGAUCUUGCCCAUAAGGUGUUCUUUUGGAUGCCUGAACAGAAUGAAGUAUUAUGGAAUGUGUUGAUCAAUGGCCAUGCGCAAGUGGGCGAUGGGAAAGGAGCGUUUAGAUUAUUUUGCCAAAUGUUAAAGUCAGAAAUAAAUUUCAGUAAAUUUACGUUGUCCAGUGUUCUCAAGGGAUGUGCAAAUUCAGGAGACUUUAGGGAUGGGCUUGUUGUGCAUUGUUUAGCAGUCAAAAGUGGUUGUGAAUUAGACAAAUUCUUGAUUUCCAGUCUUAUAGAUUUGUACUCCAAGUUUGAUUUGGUAGGUGAUGCACUGAAACUUUUUUUUAUGGUCACAGAUCAUGAUGUAGUUUCGUGGAGUUCAAUGAUUGCUUGCCUUGAUCAACAAGGGCAUGGCCAAGAAGCAGCUAAGCUAUUUUUCUUCAUGAGACAUACAGGUGUUGAACCAAACCAAUUUACCUUUGCACGUGUUGUUAGUGCUGCCACUGAAUUGGGGAACUUGCAUUAUGGGAAAAGUAUUCACGCUUGUAUUUUUAAAUAUGGGCUAGAAUCUGAUAUCUCGGUAAGUAAUGCUCUUAUCAGGAUGUAUAUGAAACACGGUCAUGUGCAUGAUGGCGCUCGUGUAUUUGAGGGAAUGUCAGGACCAGAUCUUGUUUCUUGGAAUAAUCUGUUGUCUGGAUUUCAUGAUUAUGACUCCUGUCAAUCAGGACCUAGGACUUACUAUCAGAUGAUUGCUGAAGGUUUGAGGCCCAACGAGUAUACAUUUGUCAGUGUUUUAAGGUCUUGUUCUAGCCUCUUAGACAUAGACUUUGGGAGGCAAGUUCAUGCUCAAGUUCUGAAAAACAAUCUUGAUGGAAAUGACUAUGUUGGGACAGCCCUUGUGGACAUGUAUGCCCAGUGUAGGUGUACGGAAGAAUCAUAUGUAGCUUUUUCUAGUUUGAUCAGUCGAAAUGUCUUUACAUGGACAGUAAUGAUAACCGGUUAUGCCCAAACUGACCAAGCAGAGAAGGCUAUUAAAUUCUUCAAUUUAAUGCGGCAAGAAGGAAUCAAGCCCAAUGAAUUUACUGUUGCUGGCUGUUUAAGUGGUUGUUCUCAAAUAACUGCUACUGAGAUUGGCAUGCAGCUUCACUCGAUGGCAAUUAAGAGUGGAAUUCUGCUUGAUAUGUAUGUUUCCAGUGCAUUUGUUGAUAUGUAUGCAAAAUGUGGCUGCAUAGAAGAUGCUGAGACUAUUUUCAAGGGAUUGGUUAGACGUGAUACAGUCCUCUGGAACACUAUGAUAUGCGGGUUCUCUCUGCACGGUCAGGGUGAUAAGGCUCUAGAGACCUUCCAGGCAAUGAAAGAUGAGGGCAACUUACCAGAUGAGGUUACCUUUAUAGGUGUACUUUCAGCAUGUAGCCACAUGGGUCUUAUUGAAGAAGGGAAACAACACUUCUACUCCAUGAGCAGUAUUUAUGGCAUAACUCCAAGGGACGAGCAUUGUGGUUGUAUGCUUGACAUUCUCAGUCGUGCUGGAAGAUUUGAGGAGGUUGAAAGCUUUGUUGAAGAAAUGAAGCUAACAUCCAAUGCCUUGAUCUGGGAGAUUAUACUGGGUGCAUGUACAAAGCAUGGGAAUCUUAAAUUUGGUGAAAGGGCUGCAGAAGAGCUCUUUAAGCUUAAACAUGAGACAGACUCAACUUACAUAUUACUUUCUAACAUUUUUGCUAGCAAAGGUAGGUGGGGAGAUGUAAAAAAGGUAAGGGCCUUGAUGUCCAGCCAGGGUGUGAAAAAGGAACCUGGAUGUAGCUGGGUAGAAAUUAGCAAAAAAGUACACGUCUUUGUGUCAGGUGGUGUACAUCCAAACAUUCAGGAAAUUCAUUUGAAACUGGAGGAGCUUGGUCAAAAACUUAGAUCGGUGGGUUAUGUCCCACAAGUUGAACAAGUGCUUCAUAAUGUUCCAGACAGAGAGAAAAAAGAACAUCUUAAUCAUCAUAGUGAGAAGUUGGCUCUUGCUUUUGCUCUUAUAAGCAAAAGCCAUAUGAAAAGAAUCUGGAUUUUUAAAAACCUUCGCAUUUGUUGUGAUUGCCAUAAUUUUAUGAAGCUUGUCUCAGACAUCACAAAUCGAGAAAUAGUUAUCCGUGAUGUUAAUCGGUUCCACCAUUUCAAGGAUGGAUCUUGUUCCUGUCAGGAUUAUUGGUGAUUUGGCUCUAAAAACAAAUCCACUAAACUCUUACUCAAGUAGUUCCCUGCUCUGCAAAGAACUGCAUGGGCAACUCCAACAAGUUUAUGUUGAGAAGAGACAUAUAACACUGGAAAGGAACUCACAGUUGAGAUUAUCUUACAUACUACACAUUGAAUCUAACAACUUUCCACUUUCAAUGUCCUCAUAACAUGCACGCAAGCCU